Molecule: messenger RNA, 874 nt
Organism: Chelonus insularis
Lineage: Eukaryota; Metazoa; Arthropoda; Insecta; Hymenoptera; Braconidae
Gene: Adi1
Product: acireductone dioxygenase 1
Exons: 5
Coding region: 269-826 (185 amino acids)
Molecular function (GO): acireductone dioxygenase [iron(II)-requiring] activity
Source: RefSeq, a predicted model, not a curated record
AAUCUUGGUUAUGUAUUAUGUUAAUACAGGAAAUUAUUUAUGGUUAUGAUCCGAAAAAUUACUUAACCACGACAAAAAGAUCAUUUGUAUUACAUAAAGCUUGCAAGUAUCGAUCUCUUUUAUUCCUUAUUAGAGAGAACAGUUUAUCUAACAUAAACAUGUCAUAUUACGCGUUCAUUAUGUCAUAUAUUGCACUUAAUGAUCACCCAUAUACAUACAUGUUUCAUUUUAUUUUUGCACAUUCAAAUAAUUUUUAAAUAAGUCAAAAAUGGUUCGUUGUUGGUAUAUGGAUGAUAAACCUGUUGAUCAACGUUUGGAGCAUCAUAGAGAUCUACCAAAAUUUAUCACUUUGGAUGAGUUAUUUAAACUCACUGGUGUAGAAUACUACAAAAUUGAUCAUAAAAACUACGCGACAGAUAAAACUUUACAAAAUUUGAGAAAAGAACGUGGAUAUUCAUAUGAAGAUGAGAUUGUGUGCUCCAAAGAAUGUUUGCAGAAUUAUGAAGAGAAACUGAAAGAUUUUUUCACUGAACACCUACAUACUGAUGAAGAAAUUCGCUUAGUUUUGGAUGGAUCAGGCUACUUUGAUGCAAGAGACAAAAAUGAUGAGUGGAUUAGAAUUGAAGUGCAAGCUGGAGAUUUAAUUAUUCUUCCAAGCGGAAUUUAUCAUCGAUUCACACUUGAUACUAAGAAUUUUAUUAAAGCAAAACGUUACUUUGUUGGUGAACCAGUUUGGCUUCCUUAUAAUAGACCAGUGGAUGAUAUGGAUUGUCGUAAAAAAUAUUUGCAACGUUUUAAUAAUAACUUUAGUAUUGAAGUAAAUUAACAAUUUAAUUGUUUUAUGUGUAAAAAUUCAUUCUUGCUAUUAAUAAAA